Molecule: messenger RNA, 3289 nt
Organism: Lolium rigidum
Lineage: Eukaryota; Viridiplantae; Streptophyta; Magnoliopsida; Poales; Poaceae
Product: pentatricopeptide repeat-containing protein At4g02750-like
Exons: 2
Coding region: 65-2035 (656 amino acids)
Biological process (GO): RNA modification
Molecular function (GO): zinc ion binding; RNA binding; protein binding
Source: RefSeq, a predicted model, not a curated record
AGAGGGUCUUCGCCCUCUAGCCCUGAAGACAGGCUUUGAGAGUGAUGUGGUCGUUGGGACAUCGAUGCUAAAUGCAUAUACUAGGGAUGCACUUGACGUUGCAAUAAAGUUCUUUGAGGGUAUGCCAGAGAGGAAUGAGUACACAUGGUCAACCAUGAUCGCUGCACUAUCUUAUGAUGGUCGAAUCGAUGCUGCCAUUGCAAUCUACAAGAGAGACCCUGUAAAAUCCAUUCCAUGUCAAACCGCGCUGCUCACAGGCUUAGCUCGAUCUGGAAGGAUUACUGAUGCAAGGAUUUUAUUUGAGCAGAUUCCAGAUCCUGGUGUUGUGUCCUGGAACGCCAUGAUUACUGGCUAUAUGCAGAAUAAAAUGGUUGAUGAGGCAAAGGAGCUGUUCGACAGGAUGCCUUUUAGGAACACGAUAUCUUGGGCUGGAAUGAUUGCAGGGUAUGCACAGAAUGGAAGGAGUGAAGAAGCUUUGGAUUUACUCCAAGCGCUCCACAGGAUUGGGAUGUUACCUAGCCUAUCAAGUUUGACUAGUAGCUUCUUCGCUUGUUCAAACAUUGGAGCUCUUGAGACAGGAAGACAGGUGCAUUCACUUGCUGUUAAGGUCGGCUGCCAGUUCAGUAGCUAUGUAUGUAAUGCUCUCGUUACUAUGUAUGGUAAGUUCGGAAACUUGGAGUAUGUGAGACAAGUCUUUGAUGGAAUGAAAGUGAAAGACACCGUGUCUUGGAACUCCUUUAUUUCGGCACUUGUACACAAUGAUAUGAUGGAGGAUGCAAGACAUGUAUUUGACAACAUGCUCAGUCGGGAUGUUGUCUCUUGGACCACAAUAAUAUCUGCAUAUGCACAGGCUGAACGGGGAGAUGAAGCAGUGGAGUUUUUCAAAACAAUGUUACAUGAGCAUGAACUACCAAAUUCACAAAUAUUAACUAUACUUAUCAGUGUUUGUGGAAGUGUUGGUGCAUCUAAGCUUGGGCAACAAAUCCACACAGUAGCUAUUAAGCAUGGAAUGGAUUCAGAACUUAUAGUGGCUAAUGCUCUCAUGUCAAUGUAUUUCAAGUGCGGUUCUGCAGAUUCACAUAAGGUUUUCAAUUCAAUGGAUGAACGGGACAUAUUUACAUGGAAUACCUUCAUUACAGGCUGUGCACAGCAUGGCCUUGGAAGACAAGCCAUCAAUAUGUAUAAGCAUAUGGAAUCCGCAGGGGUGUUGCCAAAUGAGGUCACUUUUGUGGGGCUUCUAAAUGCAUGCAGCCAUGCUGGUUUCGUAGAUGAAGGUUGGCAAUUUUUCAAGUCAAUGAGCAGGGAUUAUGGAAUAACUCCUCUGCUGGAACACUAUGCAUGCAUGGUGGAUCUACUUGGGCGAACUGGUGAUGUGCAAGGAGCUGAACAAUUUAUUUAUGAUAUGCCUAUUGAGCCAGAUGCAGUAAUUUGGAGUGCUCUUCUUGGGGCAUGCAAGAUUCACAAGAAUGCAGAAGUUGGUAGAAGGGCUGCUGAGAAACUCUUCGCUGCUGAGCCAUCAAAUGCUGGAAACUAUGUCAUGCUAUCAAAUAUAUAUUCUUCUCUCGGUAUGUGGGUGGAAGUCGCAGAGGUACGUAAAAUUAUGAAACAACAAGGUGUCACAAAAGAGCCUGGUUGUAGCUGGAUGCAGAUAAGGAACAAAGUGCACUCUUUUAUCACUGGAGAUAAACAACAUGAGCAAAUCAAAGAGAUAGAAUCUACCCUCCGGGAUUUGUACACUUUGUUAAGGACUACAGGCUAUGUGCCUGACACUGGAUUUGUUCUCCAUGACAUUGAUGAAGAGCAGAAGCAGAGUUCCCUUCUCUACCACAGUGAGAAGCUUGCCGUUGCUUAUGGCCUUCUUGUUACACCCAAGGGCAUGCCUAUACAGAUAAUGAAGAACCUUCGAAUAUGUGGUGACUGUCACACUUUCUUUAAGUUUGUAUCACAUGUCACCAAGAGACAUAUAGACAUUAGGGAUGGGAAUCGGUUUCAUCAUUUUAGGAAUGGUAGUUGUUCAUGUGGUGACUUUUGGUGAUACAAUAUUUUUAAUUCUCUAUAAGUAUCAAAGCAGAUACAUUCGGAUGAUUCCAGAUGAGAUGUUGGAUUGCCAUUCAUAAGUUUUUCUUGAGCUAUAGAACACAAAUUAGAGAAGAGUAUGCUGACUGACCAUGACGCUAUGAUGUGCACUGCCAUGGGCUCUUGAGUGCAAUAUUGAGGUGAUGAACAGUCUGUUAGCUCUGGUGAGUGCAAAAAAUACAUGAUUAUCCACUUCACUUGACACUUUUAUGGUAAUUACCAGUGUUGCUUAUGCAAGAACACAGUGUUGCAUGUGAGAUAAACUAUCAAUGUAUAUAAACUAUCAAGUUGACACUUAGCAGCCUACAUGUCAAUGCUGAUGGAAAGAGCCAUUUCCUAUUUCUGCCUAAUGUCCGUCAUCCUGUUCUCUUAGCAUGUGUUCUUGGUUAUGGCCAAGUCUUAGGCUUGUACAUUAUUCUUUCUAUUCUAUGAAAUGCAAUGCUAUGCAAAUCUUUUGUGCAUUCUCGGGAAACAAUCUUAUGGCUUGACAAAAGGACGAGAAAACUGGCAUGGAAUCUAUACAUGUUCUUAGGUUGACACUUGGAUAAGACAUACUCUGUACAAAUGAAACAAUUAGAGAUGUAACUAACAUGUAGGAACAACCUUUGGCUGCAGUUUAUGUAAGUUUACAGGGAUAAGUCUGUUGAAGAUUUAUUUAAGGCAGGUAUUGCAUCCGCGAAGCAUAUCGUGGAUUGGAAGUGUGGAGUUCAUAAUACAGCAAAACUUUCCGGUAACCCGCACUUCGUUUGGUUUUGUCAUGUCAACCAUAAUUUUCUUCUAAACUGUGAGGUUAAGUUUUUAUCAAUGAAGUUAUACUGUUAUAGCUAGGGCUGUCAAAAGUGCACAUGGUUGGCAAACUAUUGUAGUUUGUCCAAGGUUGAGCACCAACCAGGCUUGAUCGAGCUCCGCUAGUUGGCAUCCCUGGCUAGCAACACCACCAUAUAAUCUGUCCUUUUCUGUCAGCAACAUUUGUAUAGUUUGAACAAAUGACAGUACGUUGCAAAUUUCAAGUCUUGUGUUGCGUGUACUUAAUUUGAUGUGCUGCUCACCAUUUCUUCUUUUGGGUUGUGGCAGUUAACUACAUGGGAGACUGAAAUCAGAUUGUACUCGUACUACUGUUUACAUGCCACAGCACUUAUGUGUGAGGGAACUGGAUGGUGCUGUGAUUCAUGCCAAACGUGUUUCACCCCAUGUUUCUGAACAACUGUAGGAU